UAUGGCGGAACAAAAACCUAAAGAGUUGCGCAAGGAUAAUCAUAAAACAGAGAUUAUUAAGAUCGAGCAACCUGCUACUAGUUUAUCAUCUAGUGCAUGUAAAUUGGAGGAUGGCUGCCCUGAAUUUAGUAAUGUUCUUUUCAAGACUGAACCAACUACAAAUGAAGAUAUGAAGGAAAUGGGUUAUAUGAAUUACUGCAGGUCAGUCAUAAAAACUGAACCUGUAGACUGUAAAGAAUUUCAAUGUGAUCUCUGUCAAGAUUCAGUCGAUCAACCUAACUCAUCUCUUUCUAAUGUACAAUCUGUCCCUGAUCCUCUGAAGACCAACCCUCAUAGCAAUGUGGUUAUCUCUCAAUCUAUCGGAAAUACUAAUCUUUCUGGGUCUGGACUCAACUUAAAGAAGCGUAUGUCAAAUCACACCGGAGAGAAAUCUGAAACUGACAGUUUGCGUGAAUAUAGGGCUAACAAAUCAAGCCAAUUAAAGAAAGAUAUAUUGACUCAUACGGGAGAAAAACUUUAUAAAUGCGAUAUUUGUACCUACUCUGCAAGACAAAAUGCCCAUCUUACUGCUCAUAAACGGACUCAUACUGGAGAGAAACCUUAUCCCUGCAGUUUGUGUGACUACAGGGCUAAAACAUCAGGUGUUGUGAAGAGACAUAUGUUUACACACACUGGAGAGAAACCUCACAUGCACAAGUGUGAUAUUUGUAACUACUCGGCUGUAUGUAAAAGUUCUCUGUUGAUUCACAAACGAACACAUACUGGAGAGAAACCUCACAAGUGUGAUAUUUGUAACUACUCUGCUGCAACUAAAAGUACUCUGGUGCUUCACAAACGAACUCACACUGGAGAAAAACCUUACCCCUGUAGUUUGUGUGACUAUAGGGCUAGACAAAAAAGAUAUUUGAAGGUACAUAUGUUUACUCACACUGGAGAGAAACCUUAUAAAUGUGAUAUUUGUUCCUACUCUGCAAGACAAAAUUCCCACCUCACUGAACACAAACGAACUCACACUGGUGAGAAACCUUAUCCCUGCAGUUUGUGUGACUAUAGGGCCAAAAAAUCAAGAGAUUUGAACAGACAUAUGCUGACUCAUACUAGAUAUAAACCCUUUAGAAUUUGAAUUAGAACGGUCAAUUAAAUUUUGUUCCCACGUCUUGUAUUACCCUGCAGUUCCACGGCUCAGUUUUGCAACCAGAUUUGCUCACAUUUUUUCUCACAUUUUUGCGACCGGAAACUAAAUUCAAAAAUAUUUCUCUGCAUGGAGAAAUA
This is a messenger RNA of Bolinopsis microptera, 1272 nucleotides long. Its product is annotated as zinc finger protein 239-like. The transcript has a single exon. Lineage: Eukaryota; Metazoa; Ctenophora; Tentaculata; Lobata; Bolinopsidae. Bases 2 to 1123 code for a protein of 373 amino acids. The record is from RefSeq and is a predicted model, not a curated record.